AUGCAUCUCAUGAGGAGUGAAUUGGUCAGCUUCUCCUUGAGAAUACGAACUCCAAGGAUGGCUAUUAUCUAUCUCAACUCGGAGGAAGAAUAUGAGGACCCAGUUGAUGAAGCACCCUAUGCCCAAAGAAUUACUAGGCGGAGUGAGGAUGAAACAGACACUUUGUGGGGGAAACUUCCACCACGUGAGGCCUACGUUGGGAUGCCAUUCUUGACCCUCCUGACAUGGAUGAUAGUUAACCGCCAUGUUAUGAGAUUACCUAAGAGGCUAUGUGAGCAUUGUGGUAUCGAGCUAGAUGAAGCAGGCAUUGUUAGACUAGGCCUUACCACAAGGGGCUCCAUCACCACAUGUACCUACAGUAUGGACACAGACGGUCGCACUAUCUUUAGUGUGGCUGGGUGGAGCAACUUCCUUGCUGCCAAGAAUCUCCCGAUUGGAGAGGUUGUCUUAGUCACUAUAAGGUACACCCCAUAG
Hordeum vulgare subsp. vulgare (domesticated barley) is the source of this 474-nucleotide messenger RNA. RefSeq lists its product as uncharacterized. The record is from RefSeq and is a predicted model, not a curated record. Bases 1 to 474 code for a protein of 157 amino acids. The transcript has 3 exons. NCBI's taxonomy places the organism in Eukaryota, Viridiplantae, Streptophyta, Magnoliopsida, Poales, Poaceae.